Penicillium diatomitis is the source of this 759-nucleotide messenger RNA. Its product is annotated as type 1 glutamine amidotransferase domain-containing protein. The transcript has a single exon. The record is from RefSeq and is a predicted model, not a curated record. NCBI's taxonomy places the organism in Eukaryota, Fungi, Ascomycota, Eurotiomycetes, Eurotiales, Aspergillaceae. The coding region runs from base 1 to 759 and encodes 252 amino acids.
AUGCCCUCCAAACAGGUCCUCAUCAUCCUCAGCGAUGCCGACUCCUUCACCAUGAAAAAGACCAGCGGCUCCAACAAGGGCGAGACCGUCGAACAGCCCACCGGCUUCUUCCUCCAAGAACUCGCCAAGCCUCUCCAGAAGCUCCUCGACGCCGGCCACGAAGUCACCUUCGCCUCUCCCAAAGGCAAGGAGCCCGUUCCGGAUCCCAACAGUGAGACCCUGCUCGCCUACGCAGGCAACUUUUACGAACGCCGUCGCGAGCAGGACCUCAUCGAGCGCAUGAAGAAGGAGAACGGCUUCUCUCGGCCUCGCACCUUUGCAUCCAUCAGCGACGAGGAGCUUACUCGCUUUGCGGGCGUGUUCAUCCCCGGUGGCCAUGCGCCUCUCACCGAUCUGGGCGAUGACCCGGAGUUGGGUCGGAUUCUGCGCUACUUCAACAAGGAGAACAAGCCGACGGCGGUGAUUUGUCAUGGACCCUACGCGUUGUUGAGUACCAAGUAUGCGGGGGAUGGAUCGUUUGUGUACAAGGGGUAUCAGAUUACUUCGUGGAGUGAUUCCGAGGAGAAGAUGAUGGAGACGUUGAUGGGCGCAGAGAUUGAAAAGGUCGAGUCUGCGUUGAGGAAGGAGGGCGCGGAGAUGGUUCAGGGUAUGGCGGAGAAGGUUGGGUCGACGACUUUGCAUCGUGAAUUGGUCAGCGGUGCCAAUCCCAUGGCGGCGAAUGAGUUGGGGGAUCGGUUCUUGCGGAUGAUCAGUGUUUGA